Molecule: messenger RNA, 1554 nt
Organism: Aspergillus ibericus CBS 121593
Lineage: Eukaryota; Fungi; Ascomycota; Eurotiomycetes; Eurotiales; Aspergillaceae
Product: cytochrome P450
Exons: 2
Coding region: 1-1554 (517 amino acids)
Molecular function (GO): iron ion binding; monooxygenase activity; oxidoreductase activity, acting on paired donors, with incorporation or reduction of molecular oxygen
Source: RefSeq, a predicted model, not a curated record
AUGCCCCAUUCCCUGGUGUUCGGUCAUCUCCUGAUUGUCCUCCGAUUCUACCGGGAUUGGGCUUUCGACGCAAAUUUUAUCCAAACCUUCGGCUUCUACAUGAGUAAACACUGGAUCAAAUUCUUCCCCGACGAGAAGCAAUGCCCCCCCGUCAUAUACGUCGAUGUAUGGCCGAUUUCCCGGCCCAUGGCGUUUUCCAUGAAGGCCUACGUAUCAAAUCAGAUGGAGAUUGGUAGCAGCCUGCCAAAGUCCCCCAUGCAAGGAGAGUUCUUGGACCCCAUUACAAGUGGGAAGGACCUCAACUGCAUGCACGGUGAGGAGUGGCGCAUGUGGCGCUCGAGAUUCAACCCGGGCUUCAGUCGAGGCAACAUCCGGACCUGGAUCCCGGCUAUCCUAGAGGAGGUGGAAGCUUUCGCUAAUGAGCUGAAAAACCUGUCUGGUGGGACCGGUGAAUGGGGUCAAGUAUUCCCCAUGGAGCAAAUAUCCAGCAAUCUCGCUUUGGACGUCACGGGGAGGGUUGUUCUUAACACUCGCUUGAACUCGCAAUCGCCGUAUCCCUCUCCCUUCACCGUCGCCUUUCGAGAGCAACUGACCCGCAUGGAAAUCACCCUCAGCCCCCGCAAGCUCCUGUGGAGGGCGACUCCAUGGUUCAAGCUCCUGGUGCGCCGUAAGCGACAGCAGAUCUUCCAAUAUAUCCGGCCAUAUAUCACAGACAGCAUCGGUGUGGCGAGCCCCGGGCCACGCACUAUAAUUCGAUCAGCAGUGGAAGAAUACUCCCAGGAACUUGCAACCAAGGCAACCGGCGCCAAUGUCCCCGACGACGAAUUUGUUGAAUAUGUCUUCAGCCAGCUGAUGAUAUUUUUCUUUGGUGGCGAUGAUGCGCUAUCCCUUACGAUCCCUCGUGUCUUCAGACAACUGCAGUUGAACCCGGAAAGUGUGGCCAAGUUGCAGGCCGAACACGACACAGUGUUGGGUUCCGACCCCAGCCUUGCUGCUGCCAGAAUCCGGGAAGUGCCUCAUAUCCUGGAUUCGCUACCGUAUACCUUGGGUGUCAUCAAAGAGACCCUGCGCAUGAACCCCGCCACCAUCACCAUCCGGGAAGGCCAGCCUUCCUUUACCUUUCGUAUCGACGGUGCGGACGAACCAUGGCCGACGGACGGGUUUGAUCUUUUCGACAGCUCUAUCACCAUUCACAAUGACCCAGCAGUCUUUCCGGACCCUGAAAAAUUCAUUCCUGAACGGUUUCUGGUCCCAGAGGGUGAUCGAUUGCAUCCAGCCAAGGACAUAUGGCGCGGGUUCCAACUUGGACCUCGGCGAUGUAUCGGCCAGGAACUGGCGAUCGUGGUGCUAAAGCUCGUCCUAGUAUUCACUGUCCGUACCUUGGAUAUUGAGAUGGCUUGGGACGAAUGGGAUAGAUUGCGAGAGCUGCAGGGGUUGAAAGUAGAUCGGCGGAUGGUUGAAGGCGAUCGCAUGUAUACGACGGGUAAGGCAACGGCCCAUGCCAAAGAUGGUGCGCCGAUGCACGUUAGGGUCCGGACUUCCUCCGAUGAGUAG